Miscanthus lutarioriparius is the source of this 3438-nucleotide messenger RNA. The record is from the annotation of a GenBank genome assembly. NCBI's taxonomy places the organism in Eukaryota, Viridiplantae, Streptophyta, Magnoliopsida, Poales, Poaceae.
AUGCGGUCCCUCUUCUCGCGGCACGCGCGCCACCCCGCUACGCCGCCUCCCCCCUCUUUCUCCGGCGGCGUUGAGACCCCUCCUCGUCGCCGCAUCUCCAAGGAGAACGUCGACCCCUCCUCCCCGGCGCGCAACUACCACCACUCCGCCCUCGACCACGGCGCCUCCCCCUUCCGCUCCCCGUCCUCCGCGGCCAAACCUCUCUCCUCCCGCAACCGCCUGCCACCGCGUCCGCCGUCCUCUAACCCACUAAAGAGGAAGCUCGAAGUCUCCUCUGCGGCGGCCGCGGCGGGCCCCACGCACGACGCCUCGCCCGGGCCCGACUCCGGCGUCCAGGUGGUGGUGAGGAUACGGCCGUCGUGCUGGGUCGAUGAGGAGGAGGCAGGCGAGGAUGGGCGGGGGCCGGAGGCCUGCGUGCGCAAGACGGCGGCCAACUCGGUCGCGAUCCAGGGGCAGGACUUCACGUUCGAUGCUGUCACUGACUCGGCCUCCACGCAGGAGGAUAUCUUCACCCUUGUUGGGCUGCCACUUGUUGAAAAUUGCUUAUCGGGUUUCAACAGCUCCAUAUUUGCCUACGGACAGACUGGCAGUGGGAAAACGUACACUAUGUGGGGGCCUCUAUCUGCAUUGUCAGAAGAUUCAGUGAGCAGCCAGAGGGGCUUGACACCUCGUGUAUUUGAGCAGUUGUUCUCCCGCAUUAAUGAAGAACAAGUUAAACAUGCAGAUAAAGAGCUAACUUACAAUUGUGUCUGCUCGUUUCUCGAGAUCUACAAUGAACAGAUAACUGAUUUGCUAGAUCCCUCACAGAAGAAUCUUCAGAUUAGAGAGGAUGUCAGAACUGCCGGUGUUUAUGUUGAAUCAUUGACAAAGGAGUUGGUUUUCACCAUGAAGGAUGUAACUCAGUUGUUGGUUAAGGGCCUGGCAAACCGGAGGACAGGGGCAACGAGCGCAAAUGCUGAUAGCUCACGCUCGCAUUGUGUUUUUACGUGUGUCAUUAAGUCGGAUUCUAAGAAUCCAGAGGAUGGCUCAAGCAUCACAAGAUCAAGCAGGAUAAACUUGGUAGACCUUGCUGGAUCAGAGCGACAAAAACUAACACAUGCAGCUGGGGAUCGAUUGAAAGAAGCUGGAAACAUAAACCGUUCACUUUCACAGCUUGGAAACUUGAUUAAUAUACUUGCAGAAAUAUCGCAGUCCGGAAAACAAAGGCACCAUGUUCCAUAUCGUGAUUCCAAGCUCACAUUUCUAUUACAAGAAUCCCUUGGAGGCAAUGCCAAACUGGCAAUGAUUUGUGCUGUUUCACCAUCCCAAAGCUGUAAGAGUGAAACGUUAAGCACACUUAGGUUUGCCCAACGUGCAAAAGCUAUAAAAAACAAUGCCGUGGUUAAUGAAGAGAAAGUUGAAGAUGUAAAUGCGCUGCGUGAGCAAAUCAGGCAAUUGAAGGAUGAACUUCACCGAAUGAAAUCUAAUGGAUGCAUAGAAGGGAAUAAUGGCAGCUUUGCCACUGGAUGGAACCCUCGGCGCAGUUUGCAUCUGUUGAAAAUGAGCUUGGGUCAUCCUGCAACAUUCCAAUGUAUAAAAGAAGAUAGUGAUGAGGAAAUGGAAAUUGAUGAGAAUGAUGUUGAGAAGCCCUACAAUCAUGAAAAUAUUGCAAUGUCUCCUAUUAACGUUAAAGAAGACUCCAAAAGUUUACAAGCUUCUAUGGAUGUAAGUGCUGGAACUUCACAUGAUGAAGAUCUUGAUAGGGAUAAGAAUUUGAUAUCCAUAAAAAGGUCCUGCUGUAGUGCUAAUAAAUUUAACACUGGUACUGAUAUUGGAGAUGGAAAAUGCAAAUUAAACAUUGCCGCCAGUAUACAGAGGGGACUUCAAGUCAUUGAAAGUCACCAAAACAAUAGUGCAUGGAGGAGAGCAUCGGUUGGAUUAAAUGCUAGAAUCAUGGAUAUUCAACCUUGCAAGGUUGAUGUUGCAAUUCAGACUGAUCCUGAAGAAUAUGAAACCAGAGAUAACCCUCUAGCUCUGAUUCCUAGUUGUCUGCUUGAAGCUUCUGCAACUGAGAGUAGGGAUCCCAGUGCUUGCAGAGACCUACAACUAGUACCAGCUGAUGUGACAGUACCAUCUGAUGACCAAAAGCAGCGACAUUUUCUGAAAGCUGUGGAGAAGGUCUUGGCUGGAGCUAUCAGGCGAGAGAUGGCACGUGAUGAACAGUGUGCAAAGCAAGCUGCAGAAAUUCAACAACUGAAUCGUCUGGUGCAACAGUAUAAGCAUGAACGCGAAUGUAAUGCUGUAAUUGCACAAACACUUGAAGGAAAAAUUGCUAGGCUUGAGAGUCUCAUGGAUGGAACUUUACCAACUGAAGAAUUCAUGAAUGAAGAGUUUUUAUCACUUACGAAUGAGCAUAAGAUCCUCCAAAAGAAAUAUGAAAACCAUCCUGAUGUUUUGCAUGCUGAAAUUGAGUUGAAGAGACUCCAGGAGGAAUUGGACAUGUUCAGGAAUUCUGGGGACGAGAAAGAAGUUCUACAGGAGGAGAUACAAGAUCUGAAAAAUCAGUUGCAUUACAUGCUUUCAUCUUCGUUAUCAAUCCGUAGAUUCUGGCCUCCAGUGCCAUUGUGUCAGGGAAGUAAUUCUGAACCUGGAACAAAAGAUAAAGAUGGAGAUACUAAUUUUGGGGACACUCCCAAUUGGACUGAAGCUGAGAGUAAAUGGAUUACACUCACAGAAGAGCUUAGAGUUGAACUUGAAGCAGCAAAAUCCCUUGUUGGAAAGUUGCAGUUAGAACUGGAUUCUGAGAAGAAAUGCUCAGAAGAACUAAAGGAGGCAGUACAAACAGCUAUCCAAGGAGCUGCAAGACACCUGGAACAAUAUGUUGAUCUUCAAGAGAAUCAUUUUCGUUUGCUUGCUCUGCAUAGGAGGAUGCGUGAGGGUGUUGAGGAUGUGAAGAUGAGGGCAGAAAAGGCCGGUAUCAAAGGUGCUGAAUUGCGGUUCAUCAACUCCCUUGCAGCUGAAAUCUCAGUCCUAAAAGCUCAAAAUGAAGGCCUUCAGGGCCAGCUAAGGGAUACUGCUGAAGCUGUUCAGGCAGCUGGUGAAUUGCUUGUUCGGUUGAAGGAUGCAGAGGAAGCAGAAACACUAGCCAAGAAGCAGGCUUUAGUGGCAGAGCAAGAGACAGAGAAAGCUUAUCAGGAGAUUGACAACCUGAAAAAGAACUACGAUCAGGAAAUCCUUGCCCUAAAGCAGCGUCUCACAGAGUCCUCUCAGUGCAAGGACGAUACGGUACAGCCACAAGAACCGAACAAUCUUGAGCCUCCUAGGUAUGACACAGCUGGUAGCCCCAGUGGGCAGAAUUGGAAGGAGUUCAAUACCUUGCAACAAGGUGGAUCAUUUGAGGUCUCCAAUAGCACGGACCUCAACUCGUGGUUUUAUGGAUACGACAAAUGUAACAUUUGA